AUGCUUGACAUGUGCAUGGCCCCCCAUGCUUCCGGUACAACUUGGACAUUGAUCGACUUUCUCUCCAGACCGCUGCAGAAGACUUCCGCUUUGGUUGGUGGCCAUGGCAGGGUGCCUGGCGCAGGCACUUCGGAAGGCCAGGCGUUCGGGGCCAGCGGGGCAACGCUUGGUGCAGAGACCCCAGAGCUCGGGUGGCUCGAGGGCGGUUGCGGGUUCAGGCAGACCUUGACGAAACAGCGAGCGCAUGUCGGGGUCAGCAUCAAAUAUCCAACAAAUCGGUUCCCAACGAAUUCCUUGAAGCUGAAAACACGAGACUCGAAGCACUGCCUCAUUGACGUUGGGUCUCUGGGCGUGGCUUAA
This is a messenger RNA of Effrenium voratum, 360 nucleotides long. NCBI's taxonomy places the organism in Eukaryota, Dinophyceae, Suessiales, Symbiodiniaceae. The record is from the annotation of a GenBank genome assembly.